UGGGACCUAACAACCAAUUUUAUAUAGUAAAUGACCAAACACUCCUUUCAUUUCUUUUUUCUUUUUAUUAAUAAUCCCUUCUCUUUACUCUCUUCUUCCAUCCUCCUCAUUAACACUCACUGCCAUGUCCGACGCUCUUUCAUCCCUCCGCCUUCCAUGGAAGAUCAAGAUGAUUUUGUCUGCCAUUUCCCUCGGAACCGACAUCUGCUGCCGCUCCGAUGUUUCUGUCAAUCGCUUCCUCGCUAACUUUUUGGAUUUCAAGUCUCCUCCUCUGAAGAAACCAAAGAACGGCGUCAAAAGCUUCGAUACCACCGUUGAUUCUUCCCGCAACCUCUGGUUCCGUCUCUACACUCCGACUACCGAAUCCACGUCCCAAUCACUUCCCUUGAUUGUCUAUUGCCACGGUGGCGGAUUCGUAUACAUGGCCCCCGAUUCCAAACUCCUCGACGAAUUGUGCCAGAGACUUGCUCGAGAAAUUCCCGCCGUAGUCAUCUCUUUGAACUACCGUCUUGCUCCAGAACAUCGCUAUCCUUGCCAGUACGAAGACGCCUUCGAUAUUCUGAAAUUCAUCGACAACAACGCUUCUGCGAUUGAAGGAUUUCCACCGAAUGUCGAUUUAAAACGAUGCUUUCUAGCCGGAGACAGCGCCGGCGGAAACAUCGCUCACCAUGUGAUUUUGAAAUCUGGAGAUCACGAACACCGCGAGUUGGAAAUCAUCGGCCUGAUUUCGAUUCAACCAUUCUUCGGAGGAGAAGAGAGAUUGGAAUCGGAAAUAAAGCUAAUAAAAGCUCCAUUAUCGACGAUCGACCGAACGGACUGGUACUGGAAGGCAUUUUUACCGGAAGGAUGUGACAGAGACCAUCCGUCGGUAAACGUUUUCGGUCCAAACUCGACGGAUAUAUCGAAUGUAAGGUUUCCGGCGACUAAAGUGUUGGUUGGAGGAUUAGAUCCGUUAAUCGAUUGGCAAAAGAGAUACUACGAAGGGUUGAAGAAAUCCGGGAAGGAAGCUUACUUGAGUGAAUAUCCGAAUGGGUUUCACAGCUUUUACGGAUUCCCGGAGUUGGAGGAAAGCAAUAUGUUCAUAAAAGAUAUCAGGGAUUUCGUAAAGGAACAAUGCCUGAAGAAAAGCAGUUGAAGGAAUCAGAAUCAAGGAUUCGGCCGAUUAUGGUCAACAGACAACAAAGGGUAAGAUUGAAAAGCUUUGGGGGUUUUAUUUGAUUACAAAUUAAGAACAAAAAUUAAGAUAGAUAUUUUAAUCAACUUUAUACUUUAUAGUGUAUGAAAAUGAUGGUUGAGGACAUGUGAAUCAUUAAUAAGUGCUUGUACUUUGUAUUAAAUAUUUUCUAAGGUAGAGUACCUUCUUUUUAAGCAGUGGUGGAUUAGUGUUGUAAAAUUUCUCUGUCACUGAUGUAUGAUGAUUGUAUUAGGACUAUCAUGAUUAUUGAUAAUUGUUGGAAUGGGGAAGAAUCGCAAAAAGUUAGAAUGAUGAAAAAAAAGGGGUGAGUAGGUAUGGUCAAUGUUCAAUCCAAACUUAAAGUUUGAAUUAUUUGAAUAAAUAUUAUAAGAGACUUGUAAUUUCAUGAAUUAAACA
This is a messenger RNA of Cucumis melo (muskmelon), 1591 nucleotides long. RefSeq names its product probable carboxylesterase 18. Gene Ontology annotation, molecular function: carboxylic ester hydrolase activity. Gene Ontology annotation, biological process: pollen tube growth. Bases 125 to 1135 code for a protein of 336 amino acids. Lineage: Eukaryota; Viridiplantae; Streptophyta; Magnoliopsida; Cucurbitales; Cucurbitaceae. The transcript has a single exon. The record is from RefSeq and is a predicted model, not a curated record.